Molecule: messenger RNA, 7238 nt
Organism: Epinephelus fuscoguttatus (brown-marbled grouper)
Lineage: Eukaryota; Metazoa; Chordata; Actinopteri; Perciformes; Serranidae
Gene: clec16a
Product: C-type lectin domain containing 16A
Exons: 23
Coding region: 130-3579 (1149 amino acids)
Biological process (GO): regulation of autophagosome maturation; endosome to lysosome transport; endosomal transport
Cellular component (GO): endolysosome membrane; late endosome
Source: RefSeq, a predicted model, not a curated record
AUCGCUGCCUAUCACCUUCUGUUUGCUAAGUAGCUAUCUGCACGGGAAAGUGGGUGUAAUGGGUAGCUGCGGACGCUAACGUGAGCAAAAUAACUCGCCUGUCAAAACAUUACACCCCGUAAAACCACCAUGUUCGGCCGGUCACGGAGCUGGGUUGGAGGACAGGGGAAGACGAAAAACAUCCACUCCUUGGACCAUUUGAAGUAUAUGUACCAUGUCCUGACCAAAAACACCACAGUGACCGACCACAACCGAAACCUUCUAGUGGAGACCAUCCGCUCCAUCACAGAGAUCCUCAUCUGGGGAGACCAGAAUGACAGCUCUGUAUUUGACUUCUUCCUGGAGAAGAACAUGUUUGCCUUCUUCCUGAACAUCCUGCGUCAGAAGUCGGGGCGCUACGUGUGCGUCCAACUCCUCCAGACCCUCAACAUACUGUUUGAGAACAUCAGCCAUGAGACUUCCCUAUAUUACCUCUUGUCAAACAACCACGUGAACUCCAUCAUCGUCCACAAGUUUGACUUCUCGGACGAGGAGAUCAUGGCCUACUAUAUCUCCUUCCUCAAGACCCUGUCGCUCAAACUCAACAACCACACGGUGCACUUCUUUUACAAUGAGCACACUAAUGACUUUGCCCUGUACACCGAGGCCAUUAAGUUUUUCAACCACCCUGAAAGCAUGGUCCGCAUCGCAGUCCGGACCAUCACACUCAACGUCUACAAAGUGGACAACCAGCACAUGCUGCACUACAUCCGAGAUAAGACAGCCGUGCCAUAUUUCAGCAACUUGGUCUGGUUUAUUGGCAGCCAUGUCAUUGAACUAGACAAGUGUGUGCAGACAGAUGAAGAACAUAAGAACAGGGGGAAGUUAAGUGACCUGGUAGCGGAGCACCUUGACCACCUGCACUACCUGAACGACAUCCUCAUCAUCAACUGUGAAUUCCUCAAUGACGUUUUGACUGACCACCUCCUCAACCGUCUGUUCCUGCCCCUCUAUGUCUACUCUUUGGUUAUCCCCGAGACGUCUGAAGAGCGAAAGAUCAACCCUCAGGUGUCCCUCUACCUGCUGUCUCAAGUGUUCCUGAUCAUCCACUAUCAGCCAAUGGUCAACGCCCUGGCUGAAGUUAUUCUCAACGGAGAUCUGUCUGUCUUCACCCCGCAGACCGACAUGCACAGCACACACAAGAACACGGCCAGUGCAGGAGGUGUGCGUCGCUUCACCAAGCCCCCGGAGUCUCUGGAGCGCUCCCUGGAGCUGUCCCGCCACCGUGGCCGCAAGAGAACUCAGAAGAGGCCAAACUACAAGAACCUGGGCGAGGAGGAGGAUGACGAAAGGGCUGGGGGAGGGGGAGGAGGUGGCGGCGGAGGAGGAGUAGAGGAGGGCUGGGACGACGACAGCAGAGGAGGAGAGAGGGAGGGAGGCCGAGAGAGGGAGAAGGGAAAAGGUACAGAGGGAGUAGGAGGAGGAGGAGGUGGGAGUUCUAAGGGAAGCAGAGCGAGUGGGGAGACGGCGGAAGAGAUAGAGAUGGUGGUGAUGGAGAAGUGUAAGGUGUCAGAGCUGACGGAGCAGAACAUCACUGAUGAAGAGAAGACGGCCGCGGCCACCCGCACACACACACAGAGGAGCAGACCGUUCUUAGACAUGGUGUACAGCGCUCUUGACUGCACCAACGAUGACUACCAUGCCCUGUUUGUCCUCUGCUUGCUUUACGCUGUCUCACACAGCCAAGGCAUUAACCGAGAUCUUUUGGAGCGCCUGCAGUUGCCAGUUCCUGACCAGGAGAGAAGCUCCUACAGCCUGGUGCUGGCAGAGAGACUGAUCAGAGUUAUGAGCCAGGCAGCACAGCCAGAUGGUAAAGUGCGUCUCGCUACCUUGGAGCUGAGCUGCCUUUUAUUAAAGCAGUCGGUGCUGUCCGGAAACAACUGUAUAAUCAAAGAUGUUCAUCUGGCCUGCUUGGAGGGCGCAAGAGAAGAAAGUCUGCAUUUACUGCGGAGAUUUUACAAGGGGGAGGAGAUCUUCUUGGACAUGUUUGAAGAUGAAUACAGGAGCAUGACGAGUAAACCCCUGAAUGUGGAAUAUCUAAUGAUGGAUGCGUCAGUGCUGCUGCCACCCACCGGUACUCCUCUGACUGGCAUCGACUUUGUCAAGAGACUGCCAUGCGGGGAUGUAGAGAAGACACGCAGGGCCAUCCGUGUCUUCUUCAUGUUGCGAUCCCUGUCGCUUCAGCUACAGGGAGAACCUGAGACGCAGCUGCCUCUGACCAGACCUGAAGAUCUUAUCAAGACAGAUGAUGUCUUAGACCUCAAUAACAGUGACCUAAUCGCCUGUAUGGUGGUCAGUAAAGAUGGUGGCCAGGCCCAGAGGUUUCUUGCUGUAGAUGUGUACCAGAUGAGUCUGGUCGAACCGGAAACAAAACGCCUUGGAUGGGGUGUGGUCAAGUUUGCCGGCCUUCUGCAAGACAUGCAGGUGUCUGGCGUUGAGGACGACAGCAGGGCGCUGAACAUCGUCAUCCAUAAGCCCAGCUCCAACCCCCACGCCAAGCCCCUGCCCAUUCUGCAGGCCAACUUCAUCUUCGCCGACCACAUCCGCUGCAUCAUUGCCAAGCAGAGGCUGGCCAAGGGUCGCAUCCAAGCCCGACGCAUGAAAAUGCAGAGGAUUGCAGCUCUGUUGGACCUGCCUGUGCAGCCCAGUGCGACAGAGGUGUUGGGUUUCGGUCAGACAGCCAGCGCUUCACCCAGUGGCCUGCCGUUCCGAUUCUACGAGCAGUCGAGACGGGCGCCCAACGACCCCACGGCAAAUAGAUCAGUCUUCGCCUCCGUCGAUAAAGUGCCAGGUUUUGCAGUGGCUCACUGUGUGUCGCAGCACAGUCCCUCGCCCCUCUCCUCCCCCUCGCCUCCCUCCAGUGGGAGUGGGAGCACAGGAAGAUGUGACUCUGUUACUGCAAGCACUAUAUCAGCUCAGAGCCCCACAGAUGAUGGUACAUUUCUGGAGCACACCCCACCCUCGUCCUCAGGCGGAGAAGGGGAAGGAGGAGGCGGAGAAGUAACGCUAGUCUCUGCUCUGUCGGCCCCGGUCAUGUCUCCGGCCCUGGCCCCGAGCCUCACCCCAGCGUCCCAGCCCACCAUCUCCCUCCUCACUGACAACAACGCAGACACCCUUAGUGUGGAGUCGCUAACGCUGCUUCCCCCUGCAGACUCACCGCACCUGCACCCCUGUGCCAGCCACGUUCCCGCUACGCACUCCCUCCAGAGACCAGACGCCUCCAUCGCAGAGGAGGAGGAGGAGGAGGAGGAGGAGGAGGAGGAGGGUGGCAAAGAGAAACAGGAGGAUAGGAAAGGAGAGCAGAGAGAAGAGGAGGAGCUGCAAGAGGAAGAGGGGUCGCCGACGGAUGAGACGGAGACAGAUGCAACAGUAAAAGAGGACACCACGACAACAGAGCUGGUCACCCCCACUGACGAGCCACCAGAGAGACCAGAGGGAGAAAAUGAGCCCGAAGGUGAAGACACAUGUAAAGAGUAUGUAGAGGACACGGAAGAUACAGAGAUUCGCACUGACACACCAGACUCACCUGAACUGGAUUAAGCAACACACACAAUCACGUUCAUGCACUUAAACAAGUCUCUCACGCACUAAGAGGACAGUGAAGUGUGAUAGAUAAACUAUCCAGCUUGACUGCAGUAUAUUUUCAUGUCGCGGCCUGUAGAUAGUGUGUGAUGUGAAUAGUCAUAAGAGGAUUUUGGAGGCAUCUCAACAUUUGUGUUUGCACAUGAAGAAAGACUCUUUUUACUCAGAGCGGACAAGACACUGGUCGAACUCGAGGAAGGCUUAAAGCACAUUUGAUUUCCUGUGCGCCUGAGUGCGUCCGAUCAUGUUUUUAGCAAGCGUGUGUAAAGGCGCGCAACCAGCAAUGUUUUUUACUCAUUCUGAUCGAUUGUUUGUGAGCUCAAAGAAACACAAACACAUGCCACACGCUGCUGCUGUGAGCUGUUUAUCCACGUGUGAGGUUUAAAAAGACCUGCUCUAUUUUUGUGUCUUAGGUUCACCACCAGUGUUUUGUGGUGGUGGUCACUUCUAUGCUAACACACACACACACACACACACACACGCUAUACAUACUGUCCACACACGCGGUCAGCUGCACUUGCCUUUUAACUGCUGCAUGUCAGACCCGUUAGCAGUUACUGCCACCGAGAACUGCCACAGGGUAGGUGUGUGUAUUGUUGCUAUGGGCUUGAGUGACAGUUGUGUGUGUGUUUUCUACAUUUUCUUUAGUUCUUGUUGCUUCAGGUGUAAAUUAAUGAUCCAUUCGUUUCCCAUUUAUUAACAGUUAUAGAAAAGAUGUUAAGUGAUCAGCAGCAUUUUAAGCAAGGAGGAAGCAGGUCUCAUCCUGUGAACAUUCAUUUGAUGUUAACGUGACGUUGUAGUUGACAAAACCUUAUGUUUUUUCUUUAAAGGUACAGCUCAUGCAAAAUCAAAAAUACAUACGUUUCCUCUUACCUGUAGAGCUAUUUAUCUGCUAGCAAACAAGGAUUCUUUUAUCUUAAAAUGCAAGAUUAGAUGUGUGUGAAAGCAGCUUUCUUUAUGGUAUCACAGUUGGUAUCCAUCAUUACUAACAUUAAUCUCUUGGGCUGACAGGUUAGUACAGGUUGCUUGAGUGCAGUGUAACAAAGCAUUUUUUUGAGAUAUGCAACAGUAAUCAAGAAACCUUGACCUCAUUGGAUUUGUUUUUAUUUUCAGCAUCUGUUCCAGGUCACUAACUUCCCUCCCAUAUCCAUAGUGUAGCUCUGAGUCUGCAGGAAUUAGAUGAGUGUUUAUUCACAGAGCUGAUUCACCAACAGUAUCAGCAGACUGACUGACUGACAGAGUAACUGAUUUGAAAGAUGUGAAUAGAGCUGAAUAAGUGGUACAGUGGUGAUACAUAAUGGAUAACAGUUCACUGAGUGGUAGUAAAUAAUUCAGUCAGUCCACGCAGGCGUUCAUUCAUUCUCUACAUGAAGCAUUUCAGUCAAUAGCAACACAGGCGAGCUGCUGCUUUACUGAAUGAAAAGCUGGAUAGUGUUUGAUAUAUUUAGGAAAAAAGAUACAAAGUUAAUUUGCUUAAUUAGAUGAAACUCUUACAGCCUCAUAGAGUGAUAGAGAGCUGAUAGAUAUCAGUGAUGUUAAACGUGCCGACUUCAAAGAGUCAUAAGACACCGUUUGAAGUAACAUCUGUGUCUUCAGGUCUGCACACUGCCACAGCAGCACUGGGUUGAAUGUAUCUGCUGGUUGCCCCUCAGGCACUGACCUUAGCUCUGUUUAACUCUCAGUGAAUCUGGCUUUAAUACGUCCCUGCCAUAAUUUGAUAAACUGGACAAAACAAGGAUGAUGUUGAACCAAAAAAAUAUAUAUAAAAAUCCCCAUUUAAGUACUUGUGUACCAUGAAGUCAUGAUUCUCUAGGGGAGACAAGCAGAAUAUAAUUUGGUAAAUAACCCCCCAAAAAGCCUAAAGCAUAGUGUUGAGUAGGGCUGGGUAUUGUUUGUUGUUGUUGUAAAUUACAAUACCACUGCCAAUCCCAGUAAUCUUAAAGUGAUACCAAUGCCAAUAGAGUUCAUCAUUGGAUACCCAUAAUGUGAGUGGAGUAGCGUGUAGUGCAGCCACACUUUUAAAUGUUUUAGUGGCAUUUCGGCACACUGAACUGCCAACUCUGUCAAUACUAGGACUGGGUAUCAUUCAUUCAAUUACAAUACCAGUACCAAUACCAGUACCGUAGUAGUGACAUCAGUAUUAAUAGAGUAUUUAAUAUGAUUCCCUUUUUUUCUUCUUCAUUCGAUAACCGUAAUGGGAAUGGAGUAGUAUGGAGUGUAGCCAUCCUAUUGGACGUUUUGGUGACAACUCGGCACACUGAACUGCCAACUUUGUCAAUAUAAGGCCUGGGUAUUGUUUAAAAAAACAAUACCAAUACCAAUAGAGUACUGCAUUUAAUACUUUUUUAUCUACUUCGUUCGAUACCCAUCAUGUGAAUGGAACGCAAUGUGUGAAAGUAAAAUCUCAGCAGACGCCACAGGUGUGUAUAGUCAUACUUAGGAACGUUUUGGUGGCAUCUCGGCACGCCGAACUGCCAACUAUGCCAAAUACAACAUGCUGGACUAUACUACAGACUGUAUGGCUUGUAGCUGCAGUAGUGGGCCAGUCUUGCAUGAAAUUGAAGAACGCUUGCGAUGAUUGGCUGCGUGCAAAACCAUACAAAUAGUCAUUUUUUUCUAGACCUGGGUACAAAAUAAAUCAAGUACAGGUAUCGUUUAACUGGAGAAGCUUCAUCAAUACUUGGUACUCGGUUAUUUUGGUCGAUACCUUAAGGUAAUUGAGUACAGAUACCCAGCCCUGGUGUUUAGGUUGUAUUGUCACUCUAAAGCGGGCACACAGCUGUUUUUAAAACUAAAAGCAGUCUUGAAAAACCACCAUUAAGAUCUCUCCACAUGCUGCUCUGAGGUCAGUGUCGAGGGGCUAACCCCUCCCUUCCCUCCUCCUUUAAUCAGCUGACUAAAGCUUUACUACUGCAAUAAUCUUAAGAGCUAACCAAUGAGAGAAGAGAUGAAUGUAACAGACAACUUGUGUCUCCAAACAGUGGCGUUAUUUGAUCGUUCUGAAUGAGAUCAUUGUGUUUUAUCCUUAAUUCAUGACUUGAUUUGUAAAUCUUAGGAACAAAGGCAGAAAUCUUUUGAGCAUAUUUUCUAUCUCCUCGUUCUUUUUAAUUAUUAACUUCCUCCUCCUUGUUAUCUCUUCCCCUUUGCUUUCCAGCUCUUCUUUUCUGUGCCAUCACCUCCCAGCUUAAGUCUUAAUGCUCGAUCAUUCUUGUUUUGUAACUCUGUACAGCCAUCGACAUGUUUAUAAAGGAGAAAUUCAGAGCAAUACUCUUGUUUUUGUCUCUUUCCAUCCUGCUACUGUAAAUAGCAGAAGAAUGAUAGUGAUGAUCACUGGCGUGCUGAAGAGGCUUGGCACAAUUUGUGGAGCUGUUUCUGAUGAUUUGAAGCAACACGCCACCAUGUUUGAAGAUGGCGGCACGUCGCCCGCGACCAUCAGUAACCUCUAUCCAAACAUGUCAUGACAAGCUUCCGUUAUUCUCUGAUUGUAGUGUGUGUGUGUAUGUGAUAUGUUUGUAUGCUCUGUAAAUGCUUUUUGCUUUUAAACCUGUAAUUAUUGUUAAUGAACUGAAACAGAGGAAUAAAUAAAGAUCUGCAAUAAAUUAUUCUACUUAACAACA